AGAGGGAUCGGGAUCCAGAGAGGGAAGGAAGGAGAGAGAGAGAGGGAUAAAGAGAGAGAGAGAGAAGCUAAACAGGUGGUGUGAAAACACAGACAACAAUGUCGUCCGGCGGGGAGAAGCGGGACGGGAUUUAGUCCUCAUUUUCCCGGCAGGAAAACCGGGAUAACCUCGGGCAACAACAACAAACCCUCCAUGCUCCCGUGCGCUUCCCUCUCGGAUUUGUCCUCCUCGUCUCGGCUUUGCUCCGAACCUGGGCAAGUCCUCGGAGCCUGAGCCAUGAAAGUGACGGUAUGCUUCGGCAGGACCCGGGUGGUGGUUCCGUGCGGGGACGGGAACAUUAAAGUCCACGCACUCAUCCAGCAGGCUGUCAUGCGCUACAAGAAGGCGAUCGCCAAGGAUGCAAACUACUGGCUGCAGGUCCACCGACUGGAGCACGGCGACGGCGGGAUCCUCGACCUGGACGAUGUGCUCUGUGACGUGGCUGACGACAAAGACAGACUGAUCGCCGUCUACGAUGAGCAGGAGCCCCAUCACGGCGGCGACGGCACCAGCGCCAGCUCCACCGGGACGCAGAGCCCCGACCUGUUCGCCACAGACCUCGGCGCCGGCAGCGUCGCCUCGGCGUUCCAGCCCUACCAGAACGCCAGCGAGAUCGAAGUCACGCCUUCGGCCCUGCGCACCAAUAUGCCUCUCCACGUCCGGCGCAGCAGUGACCCCGCCCUGAUCACCAUCAACGGGCCGUUCAGCACCUCGGAGCUGCGGGUCCAAACCGAAGAUCCUCCAUCCAGGAAGAACCCGACUCGCUGGUCCACCACUGCCGGCUUCCUGAAGGCUCGCCAUUCCUCCGGCACAAACAGCCUGGAGAGGAAGAGCAAAGGUUUGGACACGUACCGCAGCCUGCCGAGGGACGCAGGGACCUGGUCCAAUCAGAGAGAGUUUCAGAGAGACACAGCCAGGUCGUCGCUCAGCGCCAACCAUCCCAUGGUCGACCGCUGGCUGGAAAAACAAGAGCAGGAGGAGGAGAGCAGGGAGGAUGAGAACGGGCGAAUCGAGCCGGUUGGCCGAGCCGACUCCUGCAUGGAGCACACCCCUGUCAGAUCUCUGGAAGACAUUGUGAAACUGGUGGAGGUGUCAAACGACGGCGGGCCUCUGGGGAUCCACGUGGUGCCUUUCAGUGGCAGGGACCGCAGGACUCUUGGCUUGUUGGUCAAGCGUCUGGAGAGGGGAGGGAAGGCCGAGCACCAGGGCCUUUUCCAGGAGAACGACUGCAUCAUCCGUAUCAAUAACGGAGAUCUGCGAAACAUCCGAUUCGAACAAGCACAGAACAUGUUCCGCCAGGCCAUGCGUUCCCCGGUCAUCAUGUUCCACGUGGUGCCGUCGUCCAUGAAGGCCCACUACGAGCAGCUAUCGCACGCCGAGAGGAACCCCUCGUUUUCCUCGGGACGCUUCAGCCCAGACUCGCUGUCCGGCGUCGAUCACAACCCGCAGAGGAUGAACCGCCACGGAUCCCAAACGCAGACCCACCCGGACCCAAACAACGGAUACCCACACCUGACCCACCCUGCCGUCAUGGCGGCCAAACCUCCCACGGGCCACACCCACUCACCUCAGAGGGGGCUGAACUCCACGCCCACGCCAGGAUACACCAAAAAAGUGGGGAGGCGGUUUAACAUUCAGCUCAAGAAAGGCCCAGAGGGACUCGGCUUCAGCAUAACGUCGCGUGACGUCCCCAUCGGCGGCUCCGCUCCGAUCUACGUCAAGAACAUUCUCCCCCGGGGGGCCGCCAUCCAAGAUGGCCGCCUCAAGGCCGGAGACCGGCUGCUGGAGGUGAACGGCGUGGACCUGAACGGCCGGACGCAGGAGGAGGUCGUCUCGUUGCUCAGGAACACUCCGAUGGGCGGCGCGGUGGGGUUGCUGGUUCUACGCCAGGAAGACGCUUUCCCACCCCGAGAAGUGAGCGCUGAACCCCAGAAGCAAUCCCACAGAGACCUGAAAGCGGAGGAGGAUGAACUGGUCCUGACGCCCGAUGGGACCAGAGAGUUCCUGACCUUCGAGAUCCCGCUCAGCGACUCGGGUUCUGCAGGUUUGGGCGUCAGCGUGAAAGGCAACCGCUCCAAGGAAAACCACGCAGAUCUCGGCAUAUUUGUCAAAUCAAUCAUAAACGGUGGAGCAGCCUGCAAGGAUGGACGACUGAGGGUGAACGACCAGCUGAUUGCGGUGAACGGCGAAUCGCUGUUGGGGAAAACCAACCAAGACGCCAUGGAGACGCUGAGGAAGUCGAUGUCAACAGAAGGCAACAAGCGCGGGAUGAUCCAGCUGAUAGUGGCCCGACGAGUGGCCAAGAGCAACGAGGAUUCUUCAGGAAACCCGUUGGGAUCCCAGCAGACCGUAAACACCAGUCUGGAUGAUCACGAGCGCAGGAUCUCCCACUCCCUCUACGGUGGCCUGGAAGGCCUCGAUGACAACUUGAUGCCACGUCAAGGAAUGAUUCCACGCACAAUAGGAAACUAUCAGCUCUCUCCGACCGUCAACAUGCCGCAGGACGACACCGUGAUCAUCGAGGACGACCGCCCGCCGCUCCUGCCGUCCAACAUGUCGGACCAGUCCUCGUCCAGUUCCCACGACGAUGUGGGCUUCGUGGCUGAUGUGACGCCGCCGUGGGCCAAAGAGCUGCCUGCUCACAACGAAAGCUCUGUGAGUCCAGAUGAAAACGAUCCGGACGUCUCGUUCCAAAGGGAAGGUUUCGGACGCCAGAGCAUGUCGGAGAAACGCACCAAGCAGUUCGGAGACGCCGCUCAGCUCGAGAUCAUCAAGACACGCAAGUCCAAGAGCAUGGAUCUAGUAGCCGACGAGAUUAACCUCACUCCUCGUCCCGACACCGACGCAGGUUCUUCCACUAAGGACGUUGGACCUUCACUGGGCCUCAAGAAGUCCAGCUCUCUGGAGAGCCUGCAGACGGCGGUAGCAGAGGUCACCCUGAACGGUGACCUCCCGUUCCACCGACCGCGCCCUCGCAUCAUCAGGGGGCGGGGCUGCAACGAGAGCUUCCGGGCCGCCAUCGACAAAUCCUACGACCGGCCAGCCGCCUUGGAGGACGACGACGAGGGCAUGGAGACUUUGGAGGAAGACACGGAGGAGAGUUCCCGAUCUGGGAGAGACUCCGUCUCCACCAUGGCGGACCAGACGCCGCUGUCCGCCGGCCCCGAAAAGCCUCUGGUCAACGGCACCAACCGCACCAAGGAGGAGAAGAAGAAGGACAAAGACAAACCGGGGAAGGAGAAGAAGAAACAAGAUGGAGGGAAAGAAAAGGAAAAAGAGAAGGGAAAACCAAAGAAAGGAAUGCUGAAGGGACUUGGAGACAUGUUCAGGUUUGGGAAAUACCGAAAAGAUGAGCGGCCAGCGGAGAAGAUGGACCGGAAAGGAUCGAGCAAGUGGAGGUCCGAGGAGACUCAGGUUUCUGAUGAGGAAACGAUGAAGAUGAGGAUGGAGCAGGAGAGGAUUCAAGCCAAGACGAGGGAGCUGAGGGAACGCCAAGCCCGGGAACGGGACUACGCGGAGAUCUUGGACGUCAGCCGCCCGUUGGAUAGAUCCUCUGAGGAGGAUCACACCUACUCCGGCGUGAACCCUCUGAACAUGGACAGCGGUCACAGCCGGGCCCACAGCCCCCGUGACGAAUAUUCUCACGUUCAUCACCAGCACCAGCACUCUGACUCUCUCUACUCGCCGGUCAGCCGGGCCCGAAACGACCGGCCUCCAUCCACAGACAGCAACCGGCUAACUCCUAGCAAUCAUGACCGGAUACAGAGGCUGCGGCAGGAGUUCCAGCAGGCCCAGAACAUUCCCGACGACCCGGACGACCGCAGGAGGACCUACAGCUUCGAGCAGUCCUGGUCCAACGCCAGCAGCAACGGUCCGGGCGGGUACAGCCAGCCGGGCCGCCACUCGGUGUCGGUGGAGGUCCAGAUGCAGAGGCAGAGGCAGGAGGAGAGGGACUCGUUCGCCCAGGCGCAGCGGCAGUACAGCUCUCUCCCUCGACAACCCAGGAAGAAUCCCAGCACCGUCUCCCAGGACUCCUGGGACAAGGCGUACCCACCUGGCGACGUCUUCCAGACGGCCAAAGACAACCCCCGGUACUCCAGCUACCAGGGCUCCCGGAACGGCUACCAGGGCGGCGGCGGGGGAGGAGUGAACGCUAGAGUCCUGCUGGAGGCCCAGGAGCUGCUGCGACAGGAGCAGAGGCGCAGGGAGCAGGAAGCCAAAGGAAAAAUGCUACAGGAAGGCAGCGGGAACAGCGCCUACGACGGGUACAUCCCCCACCUGAAGGAGCCGGGGUCGCCGAAGGGCCCGGGGUCGCCGAAGGGCCCGUACCGACACGACGUCCCGCCUUCGCCGUCGCAACUAGCUCGGCUCAACAGACUGGGGUCAGAAAAGGGAAGACUUUUUUAUUCUUGAAAAAUAGCAAAGUAGCAUCAGAACGCAGACAACGGACUACUUAGCGGAAUUAUAGCUUAGCGACUAUCUUAAAGGCAUGCGGGUGAUUGAUGACCCGCACCAACUAUCAGUCACUCACCAACAACCACCAGACGCCCCGGUGCCUUGUCCACCCUCGUCGCCGUCACGAACCGACAAUCAGGCAGAGGAGUGGGCACGAAUGACGCGUUUCAACUGCCGUUUUUCAGGUACCUUCAAAAAGCUAACUCCUCUGAAGGAGAGAGCAAUCCAGCUGCCGUUUUUCAGUUAGCUUCGGAAAGCUAACUGCUCUGAAGGAAAUAGCGUUCCAACUGCCAUUUGUUCCGUUAGCUUCGGAAAGCUAACUGCUAUGAAGGAAUGAAAACAGGCCAGAGAGAAAGAGAGUGUGUGCGUGCGUGUGUGUGUUAUUAAUAAAAGCCCUCCUCAUAAAUGAUUCAUAGUUUGUGUUAUCUCCUUGGAGGAGAGUCAGGCAGAGAGGGUAGGCAUCUCUGAUCCUCUAGCCUGGCCCCUCAGCGCAGCGCUGGGCUCCGGUCGCCCGCCUCCCUGCCUGUCUGUCUGGAGCUCCAUCUUCUCCUUUCAGUCUUUCUCUCUCUGUUCAUUACGCUCCUUUCUUCUACCUCAACACCUCCAUAUUCACCCCCGCCUCUUCCUCCUCCUCCUCUCUCCCGAAUCGGCGCUCUGCACUGAAUUUUUCAUCAGAAGCCACCUGCUGCCUGCCGAAGCCAGAAAAAUGGCGCCACCAGAGGCUCCGACAGAGGGCCCGGCUUCUGACACGACGAGCCGAAUAAAAGGAGGCAGAAUAAAGAUCGGUUGGGAAACAAUGUCGCUCCCAGUGUGAAAUUAGCAGCAGCCCCUUUAUGCUGGUUUUUAACAAAAGGCAAAAUUGUCCUCCGGAGUUAAUUGCUCCAAAUUGCCAUAAUUGCUUUUUGUGUGUUUUUUUUGUGUGUUUUUAUACCUUUUUAAGCAUUUAGCAGACACUCCUCGCUGCAGUGAUUUUAAAUAGAGGCAGCAGGUGGGUGUGGGGGGAGCAGCGCAUCCUGCUUUUAAAAACAGCAGUCGAGAAAUGAACAGAAUGCUGCUGGAUUACAAAGAGCAGGUUGGAAAACAGCAGGAAGCGAGUAAAAAACAGAGUUUCUUAAUGCAGAUGGGCAACUCAAGUUGUGAGUUUGAUUCUGAAACAGCAACAGUGGAGGUUGAUGCAGUCGCAUUUAUGGCUCUCAGCUGGGAAAGUAAAUUUAAAAAGUAUGUACACCCCUUAAAGAUGAUUUUGUACUUUGAGGGGUGGCAAAAGCAAAUGAGGUGGAUUAGCACCUGAUGGAAUAACAACCCCCUUGUUUAAUUACUCCCAUAAUUAAACAUGAUCAUAAAACAUGGUGGCCUGACAUUAAACUGAACUAUACAAACUCAAAAUGUCAAUUGGUAAAAUAAUAAUUAAUGUUUAUAUUUUUUCCAAAAGUAUAAACAUUUCGUAAACAGCAAAAUUGAUUAAUCAAUCAAUGAGUUAGUUUUUUUCCUUGUUAGUGCUCUUAACCCCUAAAUACAUUUUUCUCAAUAAAACUCAAAUUUACCUUACUGUUUUAUAAACUUUAAUUUGAAUAAAGUUCAGCAUUUGUGUUGAACUUUUCUUAAUUGUCAAAUUAGCUAAAAAUUAUUCAAUUAGUUAAAUGUUUAUAGUCAUGCUUUGAUUUUGAAGGGGGUGAAGACAGUUUAACCAGCUGUUCCAUUUCCUGUUCUCACUUCUGUCUUUUUAACAAAAUAAAAUGUACAGAAUAAGAUAUUCAAUUGGUUCUCCAGGGUAGAUAUCAUUUGAACUGAGGUUAGCGCAUUAGCAUUAGCUUCUGCUAAAUAUGGUGUUGCUUAGCUGAACUAAUGUUCACAGUUUGUGCUUCAGCGUUAGCUCGUCCAAUUUUAUGGCUAGCGAUGCCCGCCACUACUCUGCUAGGUUUCGUGAUGCAAAAAAUUUAACUCAGAUGAAUAAUUUCAUAAUUUUUCCCACCUUUACACUUCAAAAACUCAAAAUACUAUCAAGUAUUUUUAAGUUGCUAGUGAAAAUUUCUUAGUACACUUGAAAUAGGACAAAACUUUUCAGCCAGAAAAAGUAGUUUGUUUUAAGUAAAUAAUUCUUGAAUUUAGAUAAACUAGUUUUAUCAAGACAGUUUUCCUGUGUUACUGAAAAAUCUGCCAAUGACACUAGCAUCUAUAUUCAUGAAUUAUUGACUUAAAACAAUCUUAUUUAUCUUGCUGAAAAGUUACUUUUAAGUCAUAAGUUCACAAAUAUAUUUGCACUAGAAACUUGAAAAUAUUUGGUACGAUUUUGUGUUUUUACUGUGUAAAUUGUCCUUUAUCCAGUUCAGUCCACAAAAUAACCUUUAACUUUUCUAAAACACAUUUGAACACAGUUUUACUCCAAAUUACGUAUGUAUUCUGAUUAAGGAUAUAUAUUUAAAGGUCAGGUCCACUGCCGGGAUAUUUCCAUCAUCUUCUCAUUUGUCAGCUAAAAGCCAAAGUUUGGAGAGAUAAUAAAAAUGUCAGAUGGAUGUCAGAGCACAAAGGACUAUAAGAAAAUGUACAGCAAUAUCUAUUGACUGUGCCAAUUGGAGAAGAUAUGAAAACUGAAUAUUUAUUCCCAAAAAAGAGUUUUUUGUCAAGUAAUAAGCUAUAAAUAAUCCAAAAUGUCAGAAAGUUUGGUUCAAACCAAAGAGAGACUAAGUUUCUGUUUGUGGCUCACAUUUAAAUGAUUUAAUGUGGAAAGCUGCUGGGUUCAGCCCUCAGGCUGGAUGCUGCAAGGACCACAAGUGACACUGCAUUGAUCUCCUGUGUGUUAGCGUCGGUAAAAACCUGGAAAAAUUUAAUUACAAGCUUGGUUUGUAGCGUCUGGAGGUGGUAAUUUUAUUAUUAUUAUUCCCGGCAGCUUGGAAAAUGCUGAUGGGCACAUUUUCUGCUCCAGGACAAAAAUAAUAAAUUAGUUUCAGAGGAGCUGGAGUGCAAAACUGACCGUAACUAGCUAACAAGCCAGAUGGAGGUCCACCAUUAAAUGAAUAAAAGCUGCAAAAUGGAUGAAAAGAUCAGAUUUUAUCAAAAUGAGUCUUCUACCGAGGAGAUUUUAAAACAUGCAGAGAUGCUUUUCUGCAACAUUUGAUGCUUUUAAACCCACAUUCAGACCACAGGAAGUGUUUCUCUGAUAUCUCAAAAAGUGCCUGAGAAAAUAUAUCUGAACAUUUCACACAAAGUCGGACGCAAUGCGAUUCGUUUCACAAUCUACCUGUGGAUCGAGAGGCGGCCGUCACCAUCAGUGUUUCUAUCCUGUUUAUCUCCAGCCAUACUGUUUAGUUUUUUGUUUUGAUGAAGCAUAACUGAAAUGGAAGUAAAGAAAAAAGAAGAAGAAGCUGAUGUGCAAUUGUUUUGUUUCCAGAAGUCUUUUACAUGAUGUUUGGAGAAAUGUAAACACUUUUUCUGUACGUAUCAAUUUGGGAAUAAAGCAGAAAGCUGUUCCCGUUC
Poeciliopsis prolifica (blackstripe livebearer) is the source of this 7968-nucleotide messenger RNA. RefSeq names its product par-3 family cell polarity regulator alpha, b (gene pard3ab). NCBI's taxonomy places the organism in Eukaryota, Metazoa, Chordata, Actinopteri, Cyprinodontiformes, Poeciliidae. Bases 277 to 4452 code for a protein of 1391 amino acids. The transcript has 25 exons. Gene Ontology annotation, molecular function: protein binding; phosphatidylinositol binding. Gene Ontology annotation, biological process: establishment of cell polarity; establishment or maintenance of epithelial cell apical/basal polarity; cell adhesion. Gene Ontology annotation, cellular component: apical plasma membrane; apical junction complex; cell cortex. The record is from RefSeq and is a predicted model, not a curated record.